AUGGCCAAUGAUGAAUUACGUAAAGCAGCUUCACGAAAGAUCCUAUCCCUGGCCUUUGUCCUCACCCCCAAGCCGGCCAUUGUCAUCGUCCCGCGAAACACAAUGGGUAUUUUCAGACAGCUCGCUGAAAAGGAAGUCGACGAAUGUAGAUAUUUGUUCCGUAAAGCCGGUUCGGCUCCCGACAGAUACACUGCGCCGGAGAGCAUCACGAGCGGAGAUGAUUCCAAUCGGUUUCGAAUCCGUGAACGGUCUAUUGGGGCCACCGAUUUGGAAGAGUGGGCGACGAAACCCGUGCCUUUGCCCGCAAACUCGACAACCCCGGGCGGUGACUUUCGGCUUCUCGAGAUCAGAAAAGAGGACGUAAAUGCCCGUUAUCUAGGCAUUGAGAAGAAAAACUACAAUAUGGUCUUCAACGCGUUCGGAAUUAAACCCGCUUUGGGGCUCACGCACCUUGUCAUGCAUACUGACAACCCCAGCGAGGAUUUGUACAUGACACUAACCAAAGAAGCGAGCAGGAGAAACCCAAAGGGGCUAAAAGAAAUCGAGGUUGCGAGGGACCGACAGCAGCAAUUUGACGAAGCUUGGGAUGAGAUUGCAACGGCUGCAUCGCUGUUGCAACUGCACGCGCAGGACAUGGCGCGGGCUGUUGCAGUGAUUGAGAUACCAGUCUCGCUUCAGAUGAACAUUCUUUACAACCUCAUCGCUCAAUCGGACGCCAACGCGAGCAUAAGCCUGGCCAAGGCCGCAAAGGACGACAGCUCGUCGAUGAAGACGGUGGCCGUUGUGACCAUGACCUCUCUGCCGGCCACCUUCUUGGCGACCGUCUUCGCUAUGCCUCUGCUGAAGUGGGACGCGUCGCUGGUCGUGCAAGACAACUUCUGGGUGUACCUGGCCUUCACCCUGCCGAGCACGGCGCUGGUGUUCACCAUCUGGGUCAUCAUCACGCAGCGCGAAACGAUCAAGCACCUUUUGCAGAUACCUUUUGCAGAUGGGGGGAUUGGCUAGGCUGCGGCAAAGACAAAGGGAUACAGAAGACGGAAAUAUGACAGAGAAAGACGAGAGUACUGCAUAAGGGCGCGUCUAUGGUAUUGCCCCAACGGAGGAUUCCGAGGGCUUUGGGAUCGGGGGGUUGACCGGAUGAAACAGGAAUCAGAAUCGUAUUUAUGAGGAUCGCGUUAAGUAUCGACGAGGAACUUGCAGCUGAGAAAUGAAGGGACUACCUAGAAGUGAAAACGCACCUUCCCAGUCAAGCGCCCUCAAGACAAG
Messenger RNA from Lasiosphaeria miniovina, 1266 nucleotides. RefSeq lists its product as uncharacterized. The record is from RefSeq and is a predicted model, not a curated record. The transcript is spliced from 5 exons. Lineage: Eukaryota; Fungi; Ascomycota; Sordariomycetes; Sordariales; Lasiosphaeriaceae. The coding region runs from base 1 to 1005 and encodes 334 amino acids.